This is a messenger RNA of Pteronotus mesoamericanus, 1221 nucleotides long. RefSeq names its product chromosome unknown C16orf46 homolog (gene CUNH16orf46). The transcript has 2 exons. Bases 13 to 1221 code for a protein of 402 amino acids. Lineage: Eukaryota; Metazoa; Chordata; Mammalia; Chiroptera; Mormoopidae. The record is from RefSeq and is a predicted model, not a curated record.
GUAAUAACAGUAAUGGAUCUCUGUCUGGAAAAUGAGACUGAGAUAGAAAAUAGUGAAAAUGAAAUUCAAAGUACAGAAGAAAUUGAAUUAACCUAUACGUGUCCAGAAGAAAGAAGGGAAAAGAAUCAUGUUUGUUGUCUUCUCAAUAUCAGUGACAUUACACUUGAACAAGAUGAAAAAGCCUGCGAGUCUGUUAUUGGAACUGGAUGGGAAGAAGCGGUUCAAGGCUGGGGAAGGGCUUCUCCAACUGCCUGCAUCUGGCCCAGGAAGAAGCUUAAAAAGGUCAAGGUGGGAGAAAGUGCCAGCAGCUGCUUACUCUGUGUCAGCCUCUCCCAAGGCAUCCCUGAGGCCAAGCCUCAGCUUGAGGCCAGGAAGUUGGAAUCGGGGUGUCUGGCUGAGGCAGGCCCAGAGAAGGAUCGAGGCAGCCCCUCCCAGGCUCAGAGCCCCGCUGAGGGCCCCACCACUGCCUGCACCAGGGAGAGUAGCAAGAUGUGCUUUCCUUCCUACAAUCAGGGAGAGAAGAAAAGUCUGCAAAUAAAAGAGUUUAUUUGGUGCAUGGAACAGUGGACCAUGCCAGAGACUAUUAGGGCCAAGGGCCCCAGUGGACAAGGUGACCAAGGUCCCUCUAUCUCAGACUCAUUGACUUCCAAGGCCCUUUUAGUUUUGCCUCCUCUGAAGGCUUCAGCCUCAAAUGGCUUAGGUAUCCUGGGUAAGAAGAAUAAGAACUUUCUCUUGCAGCCAGAAGAUAAUGUGCUACAUGUGGAAAAGGAUGAGGGUGUAGCUUGUCCAUGUGAAUUGAAAAGAGUUGAUGGGAAAGAUGGAAAGAGACCCCCUGAGCUGGCCAAGGACCAUAAGGUCAACUGCACACAGCCUUUUCCUCCCCAAGUAGUUGGGACAUCCCUUUUGGCCAGUCUGGAGCGGGGCUGCCUGCAGUGGUCUGCCCUGCCUGAGAAAAACCUGGUGUGCCCUCCCCAUUCCAACAAUGUACACUAUCUCAGCACCAUGCAGCUUUUGCAGAAGCAGGGAGUGCAAAACUACAAAGCCAAAUUCAAAGCCAAGAAGUUGAGACCUCCCAUGAACACCCAAGAGUGCAUUCUCAAGGAGGUCAAGCAGGAAAACAGGCACCAAACAUUGGAGGCCAAUGUGUUCCCAAGACCUGUCUUGCCAUCUCUCACAGUGAGCAGACUCCUUUUGCCUGUCUCCACUCACAGGCCCCUCUGA